This is a messenger RNA of Eublepharis macularius, 4173 nucleotides long. RefSeq names its product pleckstrin homology domain containing N1 (gene PLEKHN1). Gene Ontology annotation, cellular component: cytoskeleton; mitochondrial membrane. Lineage: Eukaryota; Metazoa; Chordata; Lepidosauria; Squamata; Eublepharidae. Bases 83 to 2224 code for a protein of 713 amino acids. Gene Ontology annotation, biological process: positive regulation of apoptotic process; response to hypoxia; 3'-UTR-mediated mRNA destabilization. The transcript is spliced from 16 exons. The record is from RefSeq and is a predicted model, not a curated record. Gene Ontology annotation, molecular function: phosphatidic acid binding; cardiolipin binding; phosphatidylserine binding.
UUUGCAGGCGCCCUCUGUGCUCUUGCCUGCCUGUCUUCUGUUUUCUCCCAGCUGUUCUUGGAUUGGAGAAGUUGCUCGCAAUAUGGGGAACAUGGCUUGUGUUCCCCAGGCACCUGGGAGGUUCAGAUACUCUUUCUCCAGGAAGCCUUCGCUCAGGAAAGAACCAGAGAGCAAGAAAAAGCUGGCCGGCCUUUUUGGCUUAGAACCAGGACAGGAGAGAGAUGUCACCUCAGACAAGAUACUCCAGUAUAUUCCUGGAAAGAAUCUCACAGGCCAGGAAAAUGAGAAGGAAAACUUUGACCAGCGUUUCCCAUCCCUUUUCAAGAAGGGCCGGAGGAAGACAGUGGUGCGGAACCUGGGGAAAAUUAUCUAUUACUCCAAGGUCAAAUUUAAGUUUCAACACUGUCAGGAGGUGAAUGACUGCUACUUAGAACUUUUCCAAGCUUACCUCUAUUUUCAAUCCCUUGGUCCCAAUGGACUCACCUAUCAGGGACUGCUGCCUUUGAAAGAGCUCCAGUUGAACGAACUUGAAAACCUAAAGGGGACCGAGGAGGAAGUUCAUGCUUUCCGAAUUACAGGUCCCUUGCUGAACCCAUUGAUCGUCUACUGCCCCAACAGGUCAGAGCUGAACCGCUGGCUUUACCACUUAGAGAAACAGAUCCAUUUAAAUGGAGGCAACCUCGCCUUGCCCUUCCUGGCUCAGAACGACUGGAAGCAAAGCUCCAUUGGGAGAGAGCAGCUCAGGUGGUCAGUUCAGAACGCCCCUGUCCGGGAAUGGAGAGGCACCCAGCGGGAGUCUCUGGGUGACAUCCUUUGCGUCUCUAAAGUGAAGCUGCAGCAUUUGCCCUGCCAGGAACAGCACGACCGCCUGUUGAUCCUCUAUCCUUCCACCCUGGUCAUAGUAUCUGAAGAACGCAAUGGCCUGUACUUUAAGGGAGAAUUACCUUUGAAUGCAAUCCAAGUGCAGUUUGAAGAAAACCAGAAGACCUCUUUUCUAAUAGAAGGCCGAUUAAUCAACUCCAUUCGGGUGAUUUGCCCCAGUUACGAAGAUUACCAAGAAUGGAUGUACUGUCUUAAAACAGCUCAGUUCCGAAACGCUGACUCCUCCCUUUCCGGAUCUGAAAGCUUCUCAGGACCAAAACCAUCACAUCUGGGUCUGUUCUCAGGCAGUGGGCGAGGUUCGCUCAACUCCGAAGGCCGAACAAACUCCUGGGCGUCAGGAGGGAAGGGAGCGACUUCCACUCACCACUCCCAGAACAGCACGGCUUCCCUGUCUGAGAGGCAGUCUUUGGGUGUGAUGCCUGAAGGCCGGCUAGGAGAAGACUGCCUGCCUCAACCUGGCCAUUGCCCGGCAAACCCAGUCUCCAUGGCGACAGGCGUGCCGAAACCUGAACUGAAAAGGAAAGGGAGUUCUCGGAAGUCCAAAAGCAAAAGUGGACAGCAAGCGCAGCAGCCUCAGACCAGCAACCAGGACUCCGAAAGGAGCCGCUUUCAACUCCCUCCUGAGCAUCCCACUGGAGAAGUUUUGUCUCCCGUGUAUAAUGAACCGUACACAGCCCUGGUCCACAGGCAACACCCGGGUGUUCCUCCACUGCACCUGGACGUAAACCAUAUGAAACAUUGGAAUUUGCCAAGAAGUCAGAACUGUACUGAGCCUGAACACCUGGAAAAGAAACCUCUGUCCUGCUCCCCCAUGUAUGCUGACCCCUAUACGCCUACCUCUCCCUCUUCGCACCAGGCAGCGGAUUGCAAUUUCCUAGAAGAGUUCUUGAAACGCCAUGGUCAGACUGGCUUGGAGCAGCCAAAUGGCUACCCGGCCAUGCCAGUGUCUGUCCCUGUAUCCCAUCAUCCUCCGCCGCAGAAGAAGAACUCCCCUCUGUUACCCGGCAACCACUGGCGAGAGCCAUCUGCGACAAAGAGGUUCAGCAUCCCAGGCCCCAGUUUGAAUUUCCCAGUGAUGCCUCCUUCAGACCUGGACUAUUUGGCAACAAGCACCUUGUCGAGGGAUGAAUUUCCAGCACCUUCCUUGCCAGGUUCAGAUGAAAGCAUUGGAGCGUAUGACCUGCCUGAAAACGGACGGGAACGGCUUGAUUCGGCCUAUCAUGAUUACGCUGAGCUCCAGAGUUUCCAAAGUGACUUCAGUUACGACAACAUCUGGGAAGCGAAGGAGACGGCAUCCCGGAGGAUUGGCCCUGUCUCCGAGCAGGAGAUUUAUCAUUGCUGAAGGACGCUGACUUAAGCCACCAAGAAUAGUUAUUCUCAGCCACCCCAGAAAGAACUCGGCCGCUUGCUUGCCCCACGAUGCUCUGCUUACUUGCCCAGUGUUGUGAGCUCUGGGCUACCCAAGACUCAGGAUUCUGGAAAUAGCAGAUUUUUGUUUCUUAGAGAAGGCUAUGAUUCACCCCAGCAACUUCUGGACAUGGUUGCUGCAGCUAUCUAACGCCUUGAAAGGUUGUGUGAAAAGGGAGUCUGAAAUUCCAGGGGGAAGGCUCCCUUGCCUGCUGACUCUUCGUAUCUAUAAUCUGAGGUUAGACUUUGUACCCUGGAAGGGUGGGGCUCUGUGGCAGAGUAAAUGCCUUGCAGAAAGUCUCAGGAUCAAUCCCAGAGGUUUUUUCCAGUUUGAAAAUCUCAUGGAGCAGGGGGUGGGGGAAACUGCUGACCGUUCCUGGACCAACAGCCAGAACCUUUACGAGGCAGCUUCAUCUGUUCAUAAAACUCUUGAUAUGAAGGAAGGGGUGGAUUGGGGAAUGUCCUGCACGAGGAACAAGAAGGAAAGCCAGCCAUCGGUAUAAAAGAGGCAGAAGGCCGUUCAAGGCGAAGGAUGGGGUGCUCCUUGUGGGUGUCCCUAGGAGAGUUGGAGGAAGAGCUAUAGACCCAGGAAUGGUCCCAGACAGACUUCCUUAGCCCUUCAGUAUUCAGGAUUUAUGGAUGUGAAACCCAGUAGCCACAGGAGUGUUAUCAGAGCCCAAGGAAUCAUAGAUCCAGAGGAAACAUAGAUCCAGAGGAAUCAUAGAUCCAGAAUCCUAAGCACUGAAAAGUCUGCAAAACUUCACAGUCUCAUUGGUGGUGCUGGAUCAGGACAAAAUAAAGACACCGGAUUGAGUCAGCAGUUGGGAAUAAGGAAUAGAUUAAACUAAAGAGGGUGUUGACAAUGGGAGAACACAUUUGACAGCCAUUUUAUUUUUUUUAGCCCUUUCAUAGAUGUGACCACCAAAGUUCAGCCCUGGAAACAUGUUUGAGCCUUGAGCAUGUUAAAGAAAGAUAUGCCUCUGGGCAUGUGCAGAGUCUCCAUGGCUCCAGGAAUUACUAAUCUUUGUGUGACCAAGGGUCAUGGGGAAGUUUGGUAGGCUGAAGUGCCUCUGGGUAUGCACGUGGGUGGAAACAGCAAAUUAGUCACAAAGAGCACAGCGCUGUCUGUCCAUGAACGGCAAACAGUGCUAUGGGGGGAGGAGAAGGGGGGGUUGGUGGGAUGGAGCUGAAGCUGGGGACAAAUCUCCAAAGGUGGUUUUCCGUCCCAUGGAGAGAGCAUGCAAAUAAGCUGUCUUCUUUCCUCCAACUUCACCAUGCAGUUCAAGCGCUCUGGAUUCCAAAUUCUGAAAUGCACAAUUGCCGAUCGGGAAGUCAUUGGCGGAGCCUCUUUACUUGAACUUCUGUUUAAAUAUUUGACAAAUUAAAUGUCCAACAAAGUUUACAAGUCAUUUCUUAGCUGGCUACUUUUAUUUACUAUGUAAAUGUGGGUGCUCUGGGGGAGGUACGUGGAAAGGGAGAAGAAAUCCUAUUUAAUUUUUGUAAUCCAGGCAGCGAGCCGUGCUUCAGCGUUACUGCCCUGGGGCUGGCGGCUGUUAUAUUAUUUUAAUUCUUAGGUGUACUUUUUGUACUUCAAGGGUCGAUGAGAGGGCGUGGAUCCAACAGCAAGGAGGGCAGGAGAUAUUUAUGAAGGGGAAGCCGGUGUCCAAGGAGGGCUAGUGUCCUAUGGACGUGGCUGAGAGCACAGCUGUGUUUGAGCAGAGUUCAAAGAUCUUUUGGGGACACUGUGUAUGUGUGUGCGUGUGUGUGUGUGUGUGUGCAUGAUGGGGAAUAUACCAAGGUUAAAAUGUAUAGGACUCCAGUGGUGUACAGUUCUCUUGACAAUGUCUUCGAAGACCAUGCUUCUAAUAAAGUUAAUAUAUCUAA